CCAAGAUGCUGUGUAUACACACAGAGCUGGAGCUAAGGUGGAAAAAACGUCCGCUAUAAAACCGCACUUACAGUUAUCAAUCUAGCGUAGACUGUUUGUGAGAAACAAUGGAGUGUUUACAAAAAGUGAGGCCAGCCCAGGACACUCAGCUGUUGCCUAAUCAGGUGGUGGGUGAGCAGCAGUCUCUCACUGUUAUAAAGAAGCUUCUGGCUAUUGCAGUUUCUGGCAUAACGUACCUGAGGGGGCUGUUUCCAAAGAAAGCCUACGGGACCAAACAUGUUGAAGAUCAGAAAGUGAUGAUUCUAAGAGAGGAGCACAGCUGUCCUGGCGCUACUGAGAUUGUUCAGUGGAUGCAGGGAUGCUUUGAUGCCAUCCAGAAGAAAUAUCUCCGGACCAUGAUUUUGUCAAUCUACACCGAUCCAGAGAACCCCCAGAAAGUGACAGAGUUUUACCAGUUUAGGAUCCAGUACACAACAAACGGAGCACAGAUGGAAUUUGAAAGCAACAACAACAUGGUGUCAACAAUGUCAUACGGUGACACUAAGAGGGCCAGCGUCCUGCUGGUGAGGAAGCUUUACACUCUGAUGCAGAACCUCGGCCCUCUGCCAGAUAACGUCUGUCUCAACAUGAAGCUGGCUUAUUACAAUGAUGUGACUCCACAGGACUACCAACCACCGGGCUUCAAGAACGCUGAUGGCGACACCAUAGAGUUUGGGAGGGAGCCGGUGAAACUGGCCGUGGGUGAGGUGGUCGCCCCUUUCCACGCUCUGAAGUUGGACAUGGCCACCGAGAGACAUAGACUGGAAGAGGUGGAGGAGAGCAUCCAUGAGAUGAAGAGGUGGUUUCUGAAGAUGGAGGAGGGCGUCCUGUCACAGAGUUAUGUAACUGAAGAGAUGGAGGAGCCUGACACCAACUCCCAUAUGGAUGCCAGUGUAACUCCAGACAUCGAGCUGAGCUGCCAUGAGGAGAUCAGAACUACUGUGGAGAUCACAGAGGUGGACACAUUGCUGAAGGACUCCGCCCACAUGGAGGUGGGACAGAAGAGGACCAGGAGUGGACGCAUCAUCACAUCUACUACGGUGGACACACCGCUGAAGGACUCCGCCCACAUGGAGGUGGGACAGAAGAGGUCCAGGAGUGGACGCAUCAUCACGUCUGCUAUGGUAUCUGAGUAUGAGAUUCCUGACAGUCAGGAAAAACUGUCCACCUCUUCAGCAAAGAAGAAACGCAAGUUCAGUGAACCCAAAGACCACUACUGACACGGUGGAGGGUCCAAGGAAGUCCUCACCUCUGUCCUGUAGGUGGGAUUUUUAUACUCAGUGUUACUACAGAUGAAAACGUGACAUUCACCAAGUUCAAGGACUCAGAGCAGUGUGUGUGUGUGUGUGUGUGUGU
Messenger RNA from Sphaeramia orbicularis (orbiculate cardinalfish), 1395 nucleotides. RefSeq names its product HORMA domain-containing protein 1-like. The transcript is spliced from 16 exons. Bases 108 to 1259 code for a protein of 383 amino acids. Lineage: Eukaryota; Metazoa; Chordata; Actinopteri; Kurtiformes; Apogonidae. The record is from RefSeq and is a predicted model, not a curated record.